UCACAAUAAAUUACAAAGGGGGUAUUUUUAACGUGGCCUUUCAAAACCACUCAUCAAAGACAAUUAACACACACUUGGGCCUCGCCCUCCUGUCACAUCAUAUUGAAGUUAAAUUAAAAGGCCAUCCCUGUUAUCAAUACAGCCCAAGGGUAUGUGGUAUAGGCCUACUGCACCAGUGACAUGGACAGUUGGGUAACCUGAUCUCUCCCAUACUCUUCGGCCCCCUCGGAACUAUUCCACCCCCAAAAAUAACUCCACUUUCCCACCCAUAGCACUGACUCACAUACUCUCUCUCACACACAGGCAUAUGCAUGAACAGACUGACAUGCACUGGAUAGACAGAGACAUACGGUGGAGGACCCAUGGGCCGAGGUGGACCUCCGGCAGUCUCCAACCCGAGCUGUGACACGAACGCAUGUAUCUUAACGACAGUGCUGCUCUGCUUAGGAAACCCGUUGACUGACAGACACAAAGCUCUGAGUCGCUGGAUGGACUGAACAAAACUGGAGGUGUGAACUGGAAAGGGAGUGCCAAGGUUGCCAUAAAUCAAACCUUCAUUAAUUGUUUAUACUGGAUGAGUAAUCAAUGGAGCCGUCUUGUUAAGAUAGAAGAGAAGAUUUUUCGUGAGGCUGUAUUUUGUGGAAUUUGGACUGAUUUUCUCUACAAGAGUUUGUCUUCCUGCCGUCUUCAAUAUGAUGUCAGAUGAAUACCUGGUGGACUGCAAUAUUGAUGAUGACGAAGAUGAAGAUAACGAAGAGAUGCAGUUAUAUCUCUCUCCACACCCGCCAGCACCACCCCAGUUCUCCUCCUCCUCCCCGUCUAUCACUCCACAGCCAUCACUCGCCAGCGUUGAUAUCAGAGACCCGUACGGAGUCAACCAGCACCUGAAGGUGGAGUUCAGUGAUGUUUUGGCUGAGCCUGUCUCCACACACACCUACGAUCGUGUGUGGGUGUACAGCGGUAUUGGGUUCGAGUCGGGCCGUAUUUGGGGCUACCGCUGCCUCACUGUCUUGUGUGCCGUCCCCGUCUCCCUCCUCUCUGGCUGUCUGUUCGCCCUGCUCGCCUGCCUGCAUAUCUGGUGUGUGAUGCCCUGUAUUCAAGUAUGCCACACUUGUCUGCCUUGUGUGCGAUCAAUUUGGAUGAGUGUGGUCAACAUCUUCAUCAGGCCGUUCUGUGAAUCUGUUUCUCGCUGCUGCACUGGCGUUUAUGUCUCUCUCUCCAAAGACUGACAUUAAGUGAUGAGGAAAUUAUCCCCAGCAAUGUUUCUACAUGUAUGGUGCUGAAGAUGGGCUUGAUUUUGGGCUUUUGGGUUUACCUCUCAGAAGAACAGGAAGAAGUGGCUCAAGGACAAUUACUCUGUUAUUGGACCUGUUAUGUUACAUCUAACACUUUAUGUAAUGAAUUUUCUAGAUGUGACAUUUUCACCACUCAGUAUUAGGCCCUACUGUCUACACCAGACCGACGUUUUCAUACGUAGAUUUGGGUAAGAAAAAUGGAACCCUUUGUGUACAUUUUGUAUGGAACAGUA
Molecule: messenger RNA, 1528 nt
Organism: Alosa sapidissima (American shad)
Lineage: Eukaryota; Metazoa; Chordata; Actinopteri; Clupeiformes; Clupeidae
Gene: cav4b
Exons: 4
Coding region: 693-1229 (178 amino acids)
Biological process (GO): caveola assembly
Cellular component (GO): caveola
Molecular function (GO): molecular adaptor activity
Source: RefSeq, a predicted model, not a curated record